Molecule: messenger RNA, 4248 nt
Organism: Bemisia tabaci
Lineage: Eukaryota; Metazoa; Arthropoda; Insecta; Hemiptera; Aleyrodidae
Gene: alphaSnap
Product: Alpha-soluble NSF attachment protein
Biological process (GO): intracellular protein transport; SNARE complex disassembly
Cellular component (GO): SNARE complex; vacuolar membrane
Molecular function (GO): soluble NSF attachment protein activity; syntaxin binding
Source: RefSeq, a predicted model, not a curated record
AUAUUGGCUAUUCAUCACUUUGCUUCGUCGAAAAUUUUGGUGUGAACUAGGAAGUCCAUUUUAUAGAAGUAAUCUAUUUCUCUCCGAGUGUCUCAUUGAAAAUUAUCAAAUUACAAUGGCCGGGCACGAGCAGAAAGCAAUGGAACUCAUGGCUGACGCCGAUAAGAAGUUGAACUCCUCCAAAGGCUUUUUUGGAGCUUUAUUUGGCAGUGGAUCCUCAAAAGUCGAAGAAGCAAUCGAGUGCUACCAGCGGGCAGCCAACUUAUUUAAAAUGGCAAAGAAAUGGGGCCAAGCAGGUAGUGCCUUUUGCGAAGCAGCAUCACUACAUUCCAAAGCGGGGAGCAAGCAUGAUGCAGCCACUAAUUUUGUCGAUGCAGCUAACUGUUACAAGAAGGUGGAUCCAAAUGAAGCAACAAGCUGCCUCCUGAAAGCAAUAGAAAUUUACACAGAUAUGGGGAGAUUCACCAUGGCAGCAAAACAUCAUCAAAGUAUUGCAGAAAUGUAUGAAACAGAAGCGGUAGACCUUGAACGAGCUGUUCACCACUAUGAGCAAGCUGCUGAUUAUUUCAAAGGAGAGGAAAGCAAUUCUGCUGCAAAUAAGUGUCAACUAAAAGUGGCUCAAUAUGCAGCUCAACUGGAAAAUUAUGAUAAAGCCAUUCAAAUUUAUGAACAGGUUGCAAAAGCCUCCUUAGAGAGUUCUCUUCUGAAGUAUGGUGCCAAAGAAUACUUCUUCCGUGCGGCCUUAUGUCAUUUAUGUGUAGAUGUUCUGAACGCUCAGCACGCAAUGGAACGAUAUGUAGAUCUCUGUCCAGCAUUUCAAGAUUCCCGUGAAUAUAAGCUGUUAAAGGUAUUAAUUGAGCAUAUGGAAGAACAGAAUGCAGAUGGUUUUACAGAGGCUGUUAAAGAUUAUGACUCAAUUUCUCGGCUAGACCAAUGGUAUACAACUAUUCUACUGCGCAUCAAGAGACAAGUAAACGAAAAUCCUGACUUGCGUUGAAUUACUCCAAUUCUAAGCAAUGUAGUACUCAUCAAUUUGCAUUUGGCAACACAUUUUAUAUGUAAAAAAAAGAAUCCAAAUACCUGUGUUUUGUCCAUUCAUUUUCUAGUGCAAUUUUUCUACUUGCAAACUUUAAAACCUUGUUAAAUUUGAUGUUUUGAAUUCAAUGGCAAAUUCAAUUUUUAAACGCAGGAAUCGAUCCUUUUGAACCUUUUUCUUUGUGAUAUUUUCUUGUUGGCUGAAAGCUUAACACUAAUAGUGUUUCAGUUUUUUUAUUUAUUUAUUUUUCUUUCAAAUUAUCAUUUUUAUUCUAAGUUUUUCAUAGUAAUUUAAUUUGUUAGAGCAAGUUUCUCUUUUGUUCAGUUGUUACCAAAAUUAUCAAGCAUGUUAUUAAUGCCUAUACAAUAUAAACGUGAAGAAAUAAGGUGCAUUAGGUUUGGAUGUUGGAUCAAAAGCACCGUUCCUGUGAGAAUAGUAUAAUUAUAUUUUUAUUUCGUACUUAGUGGCCCGUAUCACUGCAUUGUAUCACUACUUUGCAUGCUUCUACUUUGCACUGAUUAAAGUCAUUAAUGCAUGGAUGUUCGUCAGAAGAGUUGAAAUGUUUGUUCCUCCUUUUUCCUUGCCUAUUGCAGCAGAUAUGUAUUAAUGCAUUGCGGUAAUGAUCAUCUUGGCUGAUGCUGUUCUUGCAGAUUCCCCUCGUGCCAGAGUCUGUUGUAAUUUGUUUUGUUUUCUUAUAUGUAUUAUUGAAGAACCUCAUAGUCUUCUGUCAAAAAGUUGUAAAAAAAUUCAUGUAUUUAUCUUUUUUCCUUCUAUUUCUUAAAAUUCAUAAUAUGCCCUUGCAAGAGCUUCAUGGCUUUUCCUGAAGGUGUAAAUGGAUUGUGAUUUAACUUAUUGAUUCGUCAGUCCUGUGAAAUCCAACAAAUCGAGAUCUUACUGUAAUCCCUAGUUUGAUUCCUCUUUACUCUAAAAUCGCUACACAAGGAAAUCGUUUGUAAGUGCACUAAUAGAUUCUUUCGAGUUAAUGAAUUUACUAUCUCCUACUUCUGGCUUUUGUACACAUAGUGAUUAAAGUGGAGUUAGAUCGAUAAAAAUCACUGUCUUAGUGCUAAGCUGGUGCAGUGUGUAUGCAAUGUAAAUUUUAAUUUUUGAAUACAAAUUGAUUCCAACAAAAUUCAUAUUGCCAUUACAGAAAUUGUAACUAGCUCAUCGAUAACAUUUUAUUAUUUUAGUAGUCUAGCUUCAUCUCUGUACCAUAGCAUUACAAAAUUCAUAAGUGUAUAAGUGAUUAAGGGUUACGUUUAUUUUUAGAACAAAUGAAAAAUCCAAACCAAAAUCUGACAUUGAAAAAUGAAGGUGCCUAAAAUCAUAUUCAUGAGAAAAUAUUCAAACGUAAAGUACUAUGUGACUGUCCUUGAAAGAAGGAGCAUGGUCCAUGGAGGUAAUUUAUUCGCACAAGCAAAGAUGGCAAGAGGGGGUUAAAAAUUUGGUUUUAGAGUCUUAGAAGGAAAUCUCUCUCUGUUGUCCAGAACAUUAAGUUACAAGUGGUUCAUUUCAUUUUCACCUAACAAGAGGGCAAAAAAUGCAUCAUAAUUUGACAAUUUUGAGCCUCAGACAUGGUAGAGGAAACCUUGAACCAAACCGCUUUCGCUCCAACCCAAGUUUUCAGUUGUAAAUUCCAAUCUUUCAUAAUUCAAAUUUGAUUUGACAUUAAUGGGCGUCUUUGUGCCAAAAUGUAUGCCACAAAUUCCCAUAUAUAGCGGUAACUGUAUUUGAUCUGUUUGACUCUGAUAUCUCCUCUACCUACUGUGGACAGUCACAUAUCAAGAAAAGUAAAAAUUAUUCUUUCCAAAAAGUCAAGAAAAAUUAUCUGUUUUAGCAGUCAUCUAUUUAAAAUAUUUUUGUCCUCUGAAUUGCACGUACUAAAUGAACAAUUAUUCAAAAUUGUCUCAACUCACAAUUUAAUGUGAGAAAAAAAGAAGCUCAAUAGUCUUGAUUUCCUUCUUAGUAUUGGCUGACAUGUUAAUCUUUGAACCCUAUUGACUGCAUCAUUUCCUCCUAAAAGCGCAGAAUUCAAAUGAGCUGAUCAGGUUCUUAACUGCCAAGCACUUGUUAAAAACCCUGAUCAUAUCAGAAGCCUCUGAGUUCAUCACUAAAAUAGUUCAUUAAGCACAACCAGUGGCGCUUUCCUCCCCAAGAAGUUCUUGUAAUACUGUUUUUGUACGUUUGCAUUUUUUUUGGUAAGUUUCGUCUUGGAAUAAUUAAUUAUUCUCUAACCAAGAAGAUUCAUCCUGGUUUCUGGCUUGAUCGAUUAUAUAAAAAUUCUUUGCAGAUUUUGAAUUUUAGCCUAAAACAGGACGAUAGCCCCUGGGCAUGAGUCCAAUAAAUCAUUUUCAACUUGCAUUUGAUAGAGUAAUUGACUUCUGUAUUGAAUGCUAGGUUUUAUCCCAAAAAGAAUCCUGCUUUCAUUUCUCUGAUUUCUACCAACUUUUUGGUUGAGAAUGAUUUUUUGGGCCCAUUUCCAGGGGCUAUCGUACUGUUUUUGUCUAAAAAUUCAAAACUUGCAGAGAUUUAUUACUCAACCGAUGCAGUAUACGCCAGAAAGCGACACAAAUCACUUUAAAUCAACUGAGAUAAUUUUUUUUCGUUAUGUCCUGGUAAUCAGCUGCAGGAAAUCAAUUUUUUCUAUUUUCUAUCCAACGUUAUGUAUCAAUUGGAACAAUGGUAAAGGUUAAAGCCUUUCACUUUGAAGAACUUAAUUUCGUUUUGCAAGCCUUAAGACUCUUUUGUGGCAAGCAUGCAACAUCUGUAUGUAUUGAUCUUUUGUCUCAUAUUGUGUCUUUUUGCCGUAUUCAUUUGUAGUAAUGUAGUUUAUUAAGCUACUAUCAUUAUUGUAAGUUAUAAUCAGUCUGUUUGUAUAGUUAUUGUACAUUCAUCAAUAUAUGUGCUAUUCCAGUUUGUUACUUCAUUCCAGCGUUGAUUCAGAAUUCCUCAUUGCUGAAACAUUCGUGCCAUUCAUUGCUUAAGCUGAGUAAAUGAAUGAAUUGGUCGAUGAUAGAAGGUGACAAGCCCAUGUUGACAGGUUCAAUUGUAACCUACCUAUUAUUGCUGCAUAGUAAACACAAUUUUGGUAAAUACCCCAAUUUUGCUGUCAUUUUCUUUUUCUUCUUUUUUUUAUAUCAGCGAGCAAUGCUCUCAGUUGUAUAAUACAAAUACCCAACGGAAUUAUUUCAAUAAAGUGAAAUUCUACAUGA